Messenger RNA from Mesocestoides corti, 567 nucleotides. The record is from the annotation of a GenBank genome assembly. Lineage: Eukaryota; Metazoa; Platyhelminthes; Cestoda; Cyclophyllidea; Mesocestoididae.
AUGAUCCUGACAUUCUCAAUGGUUACACCACCCACAACCCUUAUUGCUUUUACUUUAGGUACUAAGCGAGAACCGCUCUUCGUAGAUCGAAAAAACGGAGUGAUAUUUCGCCAAUAUGAGUCCGAGGCCGACCUUAACUUUAUUGUGCCGCUCAUUACCAAAGACCUGUCAGAACCCUAUUCUCUGUAUACUUACAGGUACUUUAUUUACAAUUGGCCGAAACUAUGCGUCUUGGCCACAACAGAGGACGGAACUUGUAUUGGGGCCAUCGUGUGCAAAUUGGACUAUCACGAGCAGGUGAAGCGCGGGUACAUCGCUAUGCUUGCAGUUGAAAAGAGCCACCGUAAAAAGGGUAUCGGGUCCAUGCUAGUCCAACUCGCCAUCGAUCUCAUAAUCAAGGAUGGAGGUCAGGAGGUUGUCCUUGAAGCCGAAGUCAGCAACAAACCGGCUCUCGCUCUGUACGAGCAACUCGGGUUCUUCCGGGAUAAAUACCUCUUCCGCUACUACCUCACCGGCACAGACGCCUACCGUCUCAAGCUGUGGCUGGACACACAGAAGCCAGAAUAA